AUGAAAGAGAGCGCAAUAGUCGAACUGCCUACUGCAAGACCUCCUCUAGUAACUAGCGAUACAUUUGUGCCAUCGACUGUAAUAGGCGGUGCGCCGGAUGUGAGGGUGCGAGAUCUGAUCAUUACAGCCGAGUUCGAGGGAUCGAAUAAGAGUGGUUGCGUCCAUAUCGUUGCGAUUGGCCCUACGAUUUGGGAUGCAAGUUGUGGUAUACCGAGCGUCGAGCAGCCUAUUAGUACCAAACCGCCAGUACCCAGGGAGACAAGUGUGCCGUCAAUGGUGUCUUCGGGGUCGAAGACCAGCGUUUGUGUACCUACCGUCGCUAGUGGAGAGUGUAUCGUAACUGGAUCUCCCAGCGACAAUGGUAGAUUGUAUGAUCCAGAAGACAUGGUUGAUAUAGCAAUCGGAUCGUUCCCCGUGUUCUACGGAAGUGGUGUCCCAACCGAGUGCACCGACUCCGCUGUCGAUGUAGCCACGGGCGUGCUCUUCGUCGUAUAUCCAGCGUUCAAUACCGCGGACGAGAAGCCACUCCAGCUCCAAUCGACUGCACACGCACGGGCGGAUCGUUGA
Molecule: messenger RNA, 567 nt
Organism: Mytilinidion resinicola
Lineage: Eukaryota; Fungi; Ascomycota; Dothideomycetes; Mytilinidiales; Mytilinidiaceae
Exons: 2
Coding region: 1-567 (188 amino acids)
Source: RefSeq, a predicted model, not a curated record